AUGUCAGGCUUUGAAGAGCAUGGCUACGAGCAGCGUGAGUCUCUGAGACAACAGGAAACCAGGCGGAGGAACAAUGUGCUGGGAUCCGAGGAACACGGCCCUGAUGUUCUGUGUGGUCGUGUUAACAACCUGUGGUGGAUCUGCAACCACAGCAGAAGUGUGACGCUGGGAGAGGACACAGUGGCAGAAGAUGUCGGGUCCCAUCAACUGCAGCGUCUGGUGGAGAUGCUGACGCACACAGAGUGCGAGGACCUGCUGGUCGCCCUCUCUCACCCGGAGGAGAACAUCUUCCAGCAUCUCCAGCGCCUCUCACCGGAGAACAACCAGCUGGACAUCAAACCGCGAGCCAAGAGAGACACGUCUUCCUCCGAGGACAGCGAGGCUGAGUGCCGGACGGCCCUGACAGACUGGCUGCUGAGAUACGGCGAGCGGAUCUACUACGACAAGCUCUCCCGCUCCUUGAUGCACAUCGGAAGAACCGACAUCGCCAUUGAAGUGGGGACGAACGUCAACGAGGACAAAACCUCGAACCUGAAGCGCUUCGUUGACGGGUACCACGAGUACGUGAGCUCACUGGACGUCCAGUCAGUCCGGCCGGAUGGAAAACGCCCCCGGGCUGCAGGUCGCAAGAGGAAGAGGAAAGUGAAGGAUCUGUCAUGGCGGGACCUGGACCUGGUUGUGGAGGUGGCUCCUGUCCUUCCGUACCUGAAGGGCCCGUGGGACGUGGUUCUGCCCGUCCUGUACGGAGUCCUGCUGGGCUUCGGAGGCAGCCUGCUCGCCGGGGUCUCCAUCAUCCUCAUCGCCCUCCACGUGUCCCGCAGAGCCGCCACCACCCCCCGGGUCACCACCCCCGACCCCCGGGUCACCACCCCCACCCCCCGGGUCACCACCCCCAGCCCCCGGGUCACUGGCAGCUCUCGCUCCAAGCUCAAGGUCUGA
This is a messenger RNA of Pleuronectes platessa (European plaice), 939 nucleotides long. RefSeq names its product transmembrane and death domain protein 1. The record is from RefSeq and is a predicted model, not a curated record. Lineage: Eukaryota; Metazoa; Chordata; Actinopteri; Pleuronectiformes; Pleuronectidae. Bases 1 to 939 code for a protein of 312 amino acids. The transcript is spliced from 6 exons.